GACGGUGGGACGUUCGACAAACACCUCGCAAGGGCUGUUGGUGGCUUUUCCGGGAGGGGGCAUUUCGCAUUUCUAAUACAUUUGCGAAUCGACGGAUGAUUGCGAAAAAAGGAGAACGACCAGCAAGAAGGCCAGAACUUGAAAAUGACCAAGAUCACGGACUGGCGUAAAAUCCCCGUGUCAUUAAACGAACUUUGCAUUGCGACCACCCUCCGCUGCGGGCAGUCCUUUCGCUGGCGGCAAUGCGACGACCAAACCUGGGCCUGCACACUUCGAGGGCGCAUUGUACAAUUGUCACAGGACACUUCGCAUUUACACUACCGAUCAAUAUGGCCCGCAGCCAUCGAGACGCCUCCAACUCCUCCAUCGUCCAUUCCACCCAGCGCAGCCCACGAUGACCCCGAGACCGCCGAACUCGACGACACCAAGAGCUUGAUCAUGCACUAUCUGAACCUCGAACCGAAUCUCGAAACGCUGUACGCACAAUGGUCGGCAUCGGACGCAAACUUCAAGAAGAAAGCACCCAAGUUCACGGGUGUGAGGAUCUUGCGGCAAGACGCCUGGGAAGCUCUGAUCGGGUUCAUCUGCAGCAGCAACAACAACAUCAUCCGCAUAUCACAGAUGGUGGACAAACUAUGCACACAUUAUGGCAAAUACAUCGGUACGCUGGACGGCCGAGCGUACCAUGAUUUCCCGGACCCGUCUGCGCUGGCGGGCAAGAAUGUCGAAACACAUCUAAGAGAACUGGGAUUCGGGUAUCGGGCAAAAUACAUUUCUCGAACGGCCCAAAUUGUGGCCAACGAGCGUGAACAGGGCUGGCUCGAUGGGCUACGCAACCCGGAAAGUCCGGCCUAUGGUCGCAAGGCGUCACCUGGAGGGGAAGUCAAGCCCGAAGGUCGCGACGGGUAUCGCGAAGCUCAUGAGAAAUUGCUCGAGUUACAGGGCGUCGGCCCCAAGGUCGCGGACUGUGUAUGUCUCAUGGGCUUGGGCUGGGGAGAGGCCGUGCCGGUGGAUACUCAUGUCUGGCAGAUAGCGCAGCGGGACUACAAGUUCGGUCGGGGGAAGCAUAGCAGUCUCACAAAGGCCACGUAUGAUGCUGUGGCCAACCAUUUCCGCAAGUUAUGGGGCAAAGAGGCCGGCUGGGCGCACAGUGUCUUAUUCACUGCUGAUCUGAGGACGUUUGCGGAACGGUUGACGACCAAGGUUGAACGGAGCGUCGACGAUGCGAAUGAAGAAAAAACACAGACUCCAAAGCUUGAGCCUCGCGGCGGCCCCAAAGAGAAGAAGGCCGUACAGCGAGUGGCAGUGAAGCGGGAGUUCGAGCAGGAUGAACCGAAGAAAACAGUCGUAGAGGUCGAGGAGAUGGCUGUGACGAGUAGCGAGCGGGUCAAACGGCGACGACGAGGUGUAUAACUAUUGUAACUCAUGAGAUGAAACGAAGAGACGAAGGCACAUGCGAUGCGAAACGGCCGUUUGAAAUAUCAUAAAACACGAAUAGCCCCAUUGCGACCAGGAAGAACGAGGCUGUGCCUCGUCAAGCAUCAUUGGACUACGCGUUGCAGCGCGUUUCAGAAGAAAAUGUUCAUUUUACUGUGGAGGCUCCAAUGCCACGAUAUCAUACGAGGCUAGGAACGAUUGUAGUGUACUACGCCGAAAUUGUGGGCGCGUUGGUGUCAGUUGAGGGCAAGUGCCGGUCCAAUUCAACACCCCUGAAUCCUGACGGCCUCGACUGCUGUCAACUGCAACACUUUUAACAUUGUUUGAUGUUGCGGAAAAGGAGAGGCUUGUGCUAGGCACACAUCAUGUGCGUUCUAGUCUUCGAUCCGAUUGUGUUGAUAAGUGGACUAUUUUGCGCUGAAAAUCGACACAACAAAGCGGGCGAUUGAAGAUCGGAACAGAAAGCCAAAUGGUUGAUAAACUGCUGCCCAAGACCUACAUAGUUGAAUGGUGGUGAUGCACCCUACCGUCGAUACGACAAUUCGCGUCGUUGUUAAAUUCGAUGAUGCAGUCUUCCGUCUGAAGUGCCUGG
This is a messenger RNA of Exophiala dermatitidis NIH/UT8656, 2029 nucleotides long. RefSeq names its product N-glycosylase/DNA lyase. The record is from RefSeq and is a predicted model, not a curated record. The transcript has a single exon. Lineage: Eukaryota; Fungi; Ascomycota; Eurotiomycetes; Chaetothyriales; Herpotrichiellaceae. Bases 145 to 1413 code for a protein of 422 amino acids. Gene Ontology annotation, cellular component: nucleus. Gene Ontology annotation, molecular function: 8-oxo-7,8-dihydroguanine DNA N-glycosylase activity; damaged DNA binding. Gene Ontology annotation, biological process: base-excision repair, AP site formation; nucleotide-excision repair; base-excision repair.